UUUCAGUGCGCGGAUUCGGAAAGUUUAUAUAUUGUGAUUCCGAUUUAAUACGAAGUACCGGUUUGACGUUUCGAAACGUAGCAUUGGUGUGUUUGAAAUUUUGAGAUUUUUUGAGGUCAAAAUGCCGUUUAUGCAAGGAAUGGAUCUGAGGGGGAUAAAGAAGCAUCCAUCUCUCAUCCCUCUUUACGGUGUUAUGUUUUUUGGAUGCACCGCUGCUACUUUAAUCGGAUUAAGAGCAGCUUUCAAGAAUCCUGACGUCUCUUGGAACGUAAAAAAAAAUCCGGAACCUUGGCAAAAAUAUGCGGAUAAAAAAUACGAGAAGCUCCUGGACCCAGCAGGGAAAAGAGGCUACAGAGACCAUCUCCCGAGACCCACAUCUAUCUGGGAUUAAGGAACACGAAGCGAAAUGAAAAGGAAUAUUUGCUUCAGCAUUCACAGAUUUCAAAAGAGAAGCCAAAUAUGUACUAAUCAAACAGGUUUUCACAUAUCGUACUCGAUUCUUAGUGGUCUAACCUAUUUAUACAUUUUUAUGUUCAUAAAUAAAUAUACAAUAAAUAAGUACAGUUUAAGAUGCC
Molecule: messenger RNA, 575 nt
Organism: Belonocnema kinseyi
Lineage: Eukaryota; Metazoa; Arthropoda; Insecta; Hymenoptera; Cynipidae
Product: cytochrome c oxidase subunit NDUFA4-like
Exons: 3
Coding region: 122-391 (89 amino acids)
Source: RefSeq, a predicted model, not a curated record